AUGUGCGCUGUCAACAUGGAACUUCAGUGGCAAAAGUUGACACAAGCGAUCGAGAGCCAACCGAUGCCUGAGCAAUUCAUCAACACUCGAGCCAUCAUUCAAUGUAACGAUUGCGCCGCGAAGUCAUCUGUCAAGUACCAUUGGCUCGGCAACAAGUGUAAUAGUUGCGAUUCAUACAACACCAACGAGCUCCGUAUCCUGAACGGUCCGGAGAGCGAAGAGACUGCCAAUGCGAUUCUCGAUGCAGACGAGGAUGAGACAUCCGGGGCUCGAUCACCAAUCAGCAUCAGCUCCCCUGCGUCUCUACCUCUUCGCUCACCACGCUACUACUUCCAGCCCGACGAACCGGAGCAGACAUGGCUUCCCGGUCAACUUCCGUCUUUCCCUUUCCAAAUGCCACAGUUUCCCGGCAUGCCGUCAGGGCAGCUACCAUCUUUUCCCUUUCAGAUGCCACAAUUUCGGGGCAUGCCCCAAUUCGCAGGAAUGCCUCGAAUGCCUGAAAUGCCUCAGAUGCCUCAGAUGCCGGACCCAUCUGAACUGCUGGAUCGCGUUCGCCGUUCCUUCGACUACUACCUCAAUCCCACUGGCGAGAUCCCCAACGAAGCCGUACCUAUCAUCGACCUAGACGAAGAGCGCCGCGAAACGCGCGCCACAGAUGGCACCACGGUUCAGCUGCCGGCUCUCCCACAAUACGUCCUCGAGCGCUUCAACCGCUCAAUCCUCCCUUUGCGUAACUAUUUGAACCCUGCUAUCGACCAGAUUCCUAACUUAGAUUUGUCUGAGGAUCACGAUGCCGAUGGGAUGCAAUUCUGGGGCGAGGACGGUGGACGAUUUGAUCGAUUCCUGUCUGGUUCCGAGGAAAGAGAUGAUGAUGAGAGCAGCAGCGAUGAGAGCGAAGACGAGCAUGAGGAAGAUGAUUGCGAGGGCGACGACGAUGACGAUGAUGACAACGACAUCGAUUUACCUGGGCAUCGAUAA
Molecule: messenger RNA, 978 nt
Organism: Didymosphaeria variabile
Lineage: Eukaryota; Fungi; Ascomycota; Dothideomycetes; Pleosporales; Didymosphaeriaceae
Exons: 2
Coding region: 1-978 (325 amino acids)
Biological process (GO): protein ubiquitination; ubiquitin-dependent protein catabolic process
Cellular component (GO): nucleus
Molecular function (GO): ubiquitin protein ligase activity
Source: RefSeq, a predicted model, not a curated record